Stereum hirsutum FP-91666 SS1 is the source of this 627-nucleotide messenger RNA. RefSeq lists its product as uncharacterized. Lineage: Eukaryota; Fungi; Basidiomycota; Agaricomycetes; Russulales; Stereaceae. The transcript has 4 exons. Bases 1 to 627 code for a protein of 208 amino acids. The record is from RefSeq and is a predicted model, not a curated record.
AUGACCCCUGCUGCGAAGAUUUUCACUGCCCUAGAGGAUGAUACGGUCAUUGAAGACACGAAGGGAAACACUUACCUGUUCACUAACCUCGACUCAACGUCAAGCCAUGGCAAGAACACUGAUCAGCCGUUGAAUGACACAGGGGCUGUGGAUCAACGACAAUAUAUCCUUCGCGUGAUCUCCCCGCCGAACUCUUUCUUCAGUGUUCCACCCCAUUACCAUCCCCUCACUCCCGAAAUCUUCCGCGUUUUCUCCGGAGAGCUCACCGCUACCAUUGGCGGCAUCAGACGCACUCUAAGGCCCGAGGAUGGCGAGAUCACUGUCGAAAGGGGAGUGGUUCAUAGUUUCGAGAGUCCGGAGGGGGUGCACACAGAGCUUGCAGAGCGGGAGGACGGAGCUGAAGUUAUGAAGAAAAAGUCGUGUUUCUUGAUGCGUGCGGUGCAGCUUGGAAUGGGUGGCGCAAAUCCUAGCGUAAUCCAGGUCUUCCGGCUUUUUUGGGAAGAUGGCGAUGUAUUCCCCUCGCUCGGGUUCAGACCUCUUGACAAGAUCGCGACACAUUCUAUUGGUGGGCUCCUUGGGUAUUAUUUGGGCUUGGGAGCAAUGAAGCAGGCGCCGAAGGAACAAUGA